Necator americanus (New World hookworm) is the source of this 876-nucleotide messenger RNA. RefSeq lists its product as uncharacterized. Gene Ontology annotation, molecular function: electron transfer activity; heme binding. The record is from RefSeq and is a predicted model, not a curated record. Gene Ontology annotation, biological process: mitochondrial electron transport, ubiquinol to cytochrome c. The coding region runs from base 1 to 876 and encodes 291 amino acids. Lineage: Eukaryota; Metazoa; Nematoda; Chromadorea; Rhabditida; Ancylostomatidae. The transcript has 9 exons.
AUGAACAGAAAGGUAAAGGUAAUGCAGCGGGCAGUGACGUCAGGAGUUUCGCGCAUCGGAGCUGUGGCUGCUGGUGUUGCUGUAGCCGGUGGAGGUUUGAUCUAUGCUUUGGAGAAUUCUGUCCAUGCCAGCAGCGAUGCAGUUCAUCCAUACAGUUUACCAUGGCCGCACCGUGGAAACUUCUCUUCUUUUGACAUUGCUUCGGUUCGACGAGGUUACGAGGUUUAUAAACAAGUGUGUGCUGCAUGUCACUCAAUGAAGUUCAUUCACUAUCGACACUUUGUCGAUACCAUAAUGACAGAGGAAGAGGCAAAAGCAGAAGCUGCUGAAGCACUCAUCAAGGAUGUAGAUGAUAAAGGGAAUCCAAUUCAAAGGCCAGGAAUCCUUACGGAUAAGCUUCCUGAUCCUUAUCCAAAUAAAAAGGCAGCUGCUGCUGCUAAUAAUGGUGCUGCACCCCCCGAUCUUUCUUUGAUGUCUCUAGCCAGACAUGGUGGUGAUGACUACAUUUUCGCCUUGUUAACCGGGUACUUCGAUCCUCCGGCGGGUAUUAAGGUUGACGAUGGUAAAGCGUAUAAUCCUUACUUCCCUGGCGGAGUGAUCUCAAUGCCACAACAACUGUACGAUGAAGGCAUCGAUUAUAAGGAUGGUACUCCAGCUACUCAAUCACAACAAGCUAAAGAUGUCGCUACAUUCAUGCAUUGGUGUGCUGAGCCGUUCCAUGAUACACGAAAGAAAUGGGCAUUGAAGAUACUUCUGUUGACACCAUUCGUGACUGCUGUCUUGAUCUUUGGAAAACGGUAUGUGUGGACGUUUACGAAGUCACAAAAGAUCAUCUUCAAAUCAGUGAAAGGACGUGAACCUCCAAAGACUCAAUGA